This is a messenger RNA of Suillus discolor, 901 nucleotides long. RefSeq names its product DUF1000-domain-containing protein. The coding region runs from base 67 to 582 and encodes 171 amino acids. The transcript has 5 exons. The record is from RefSeq and is a predicted model, not a curated record. Lineage: Eukaryota; Fungi; Basidiomycota; Agaricomycetes; Boletales; Suillaceae.
UCCAACGUUCAGAAACAGUACCUGUCACAGUCAACGCUCUCAUCACUUAUUUUCAUCACUAUCGGUAUGGCAUCUUCAAAAGGCGGCAUGCAAGAUGUUUCCCUUCUGGAGCACAUUGCCAAAGCGCAAUGCUUGAAUGAGCAGGACGAACACACGUUGCAGUCCAUACUUUCUUCCAAAGCACGAAACACAUCACCUGCAUACCUUGACAGCGAUGCAGAUGCAGAGUUGCUAUUAAACAUCGAGUUCAACCAGGCAGUUCGUGUACGAUCAUUGGUCAUUCAGGCGCAGGAUCGAGGACCGGCGAAACUCAGGCUUCGUAUCAACUGCUCUGCUAUCGACUUCACCAAUUUUGAGGACUCGGAGGAUACCCAGGUCAUCGAGCUAAAGGCGGAUCAAGUUUCGAAAGAUGCAACAACAAAGUUGAUAACACUUCAUCCCACAAAGUUCAGCCAUGUGAACUCGCUUCAUAUCCUUGUUGAAUCUGACCACGAUAACACCAGAAUCGAUGCACUCGAUAUCUUGGGUACGCUUGUCCACGCAACUAAGAAUCUUAGUGGGCUUGCACAACAAGCGGACUAGAAUGAUCAUGGUUUGCAUUUGACAACUUGUUACUUUGAGGCAAUAAGUAACUUGAGUACGGAGUCCGUGCGUGGCACUGCGCCCUUCUGCAGCAAGAAUACGAAUCUCAAGAGUUGUGCUCAAGUAUUACUACUAAUGUGCAAGACUUUCAUUUCCCGUCAAUCUGAAGCCACAUACUCCACCUCUUUUGUUCUUCCUCGGAACCUUCGAACACCCAAUUAACCUUUAUUAUUUCUGAAAAGCCCUCUGUCAGUUGGGGCUCCUCGUAGUGGUUCUUGAAACCUAUGAAGGCAACAUAUGGUAUUAUGUCGCGUCUCAA